Messenger RNA from Aspergillus puulaauensis, 390 nucleotides. It is a transcript of the gene ACN9, whose product is annotated as succinate dehydrogenase assembly factor 3. Gene Ontology annotation, biological process: mitochondrial respiratory chain complex II assembly; succinate metabolic process. Gene Ontology annotation, cellular component: mitochondrial intermembrane space; mitochondrion. The coding region runs from base 1 to 390 and encodes 129 amino acids. The record is from RefSeq and is a predicted model, not a curated record. The transcript is spliced from 3 exons. Lineage: Eukaryota; Fungi; Ascomycota; Eurotiomycetes; Eurotiales; Aspergillaceae.
AUGCGCGCCUUCACCCGCCUCCUUUAUGCGACGCCUUCCAAUAUCGGCUCCGCCGCAAGCCUUACCGAAGCCCUUGCCCUCCUCCCACCCAUCCCGCUCUACCGCCGAAUCCUCCGCGUGCACCGCAGGAAGCUUGAUCCCGAAAUGCGCAUUCUGGGAGACUCAUACCUGAAGAGCGAGUUUCGCGCUCACCGGAGUACGGAAAAUCCACUGCAUAUUAUCGGGUUCCUUACAGAGUGGCAAUUGUAUGCACAGAAGCUAGAAGGGGAUUCGUGGAUCGGUGAGAAGCUGGAUAAGGGGAAACUGGAUAAGAUGAGUGACCAACAACUCGGGCAGCUGUACGAGUUGAUGCAGGCGAUUCGGAAUAAAGAUGGAGAGGGGAAUGAAUAG